UCUAUCGGCCAUGGGGCCCCACAUUCCUCUCCUCGUUCUCUUUCUUCUGCUCCUUCCCAGGCCCCUUCAGGGACAGCAGCAGCACCUCGUGGAGUACAUGGAGCGCCGGCUGGCUGCCCUAGAGGAGCGGCUGGCCCAGUGUCAGGACCAGAGCGUCCGACAUUCUUCUGAGCUUCGGGACUUCAAGAACAAAAUGUUACCACUGCUUGAGGCAGCAGAAAAGGAACGGGAAACCCUCAGGUCUGAGGCUGACAACAUUGCAGGCAGGGUAGAUCGCUUAGAGCGGGAAGUUGACUAUCUAGAAACCCAGAACCCUGCCCCACCUUGUGUAGAGGUGGAUGAAAAAGCAGCAGGAGGACCUGGGGUCAAGACCAAAGGCAGAAGGAAUGAGAAGUAUGAUCUUCUGACAGAAUGUAGUCACACAAUCUCCCUGGUAAGAUCCAUGAAGAUUUUAAAGCGUUUUGGGAGCCCAGCAGGAAUGUGGACCAAGGACCCACUGGGGCCAUCGGAGAAGAUCUUUGUGCUUGAUGGGACCCAGAAUGACACAGCCUAUGUCUUUCCACGCUUACGUGACUUUACCCUCUCAACAGCUGCCCGUAAAGCUUCUCGUGUCCGGCUGCCCUACCCCUGGGUGGGCACUGGGCAACUGGUAUAUGGAGGAUUCCUCUAUUAUGCCCGAAGGCCCCCAGGGGGACCAGGUGGAGGAGAGGACCGAGGGGACAUGUUGCAGCUCAUCAAAUUCCAUUUGGUGAACCGGACUGUGGUGGACAGUUCUGUGUUCCCUGCUGAGGGGCUGAUCCCUCCCUAUGGACUCUCUAAGGAUACAUACAUCGACCUGGCAGCAGAUGAGGAGGGACUGUGGGCUGUCUAUGCCACCCAGGAAGAUGACAGGCAUUUGUCCCUGGCCAAGCUGGAUCCCCAGACUCUGGACACAGAGCAGCAGUGGGACACUCCCUGCCCAAGGGAAAACGCAGAGGCUGCCUUUGUUAUCUGUGGGGCCCUUUAUGUGGUCUAUAACACCCGUCCUGCCAGCCGGGCCCGCAUCCAGUGUUCCUUUGAUGCCAGUGGCACUCUAUCUCCAGAGCAGGCAGCACAUCCUUACUUCCCCCGUCGUUAUGGAGCUCACGCCAGCCUCAGGUACAACCCCCGAGAGCGCCAACUCUACGCUUGGGAUGAUGGCUACCAGAUUGUCUACAAACUGGAGAUGAAGAAGAAAGAAGAAGAAGUCUGAGAGACUUUCCCUCCCAUCAACUUUGUCUCACUUAGUUCUCUGUUCCCCAGUCUCCAGAGUCUUCAAAAUUGGGUAAAUUGUAGUUGAAUCCUCAUCUUUUAUGCUGCUCAGUGCCAAACACUCACAGCCCUUGGUUUGUCAGGGGACAUGGGGCACCAGAGCCUUGAAUGUUCCAGUUAUAGCUGGUAGGAUAAAAAUCCCGUGCCUAGUAUUCAUCCUAGCUUGGAUCCCUAGCUCCAUCUCUUCAUAUUUCAAGCUAAUCCAGGCAGAAGGCAGUCCAGAGAGCUCUAGACCCCAAUGGUGGGAGUAGGGGAGACGUGGACAGGGAAGAAAGAGCAGAGACCCUAGUGGGCAGUGGGAAGCAAGCGCAUGACUUCAUGCUCUCAGUGUUAAGGCUGUGUAAUUGGGAGGGGGCAGGUGUGAGGUGCGAAACCCCACAAUUCUAUUACGUCACCAUACCUUCCUUCUGCCUUGCCACCCUCACCUUCCCCCUACCCUUGGAGAACUGAAAUUCUCUUAAUGUUGUUUCAUGUUGCAGUAUUUUGCAUUAAA
Messenger RNA from Gracilinanus agilis (Agile Gracile Mouse Opossum), 1783 nucleotides. RefSeq names its product olfactomedin like 3 (gene OLFML3). Gene Ontology annotation, biological process: signal transduction. The coding region runs from base 11 to 1231 and encodes 406 amino acids. The transcript is spliced from 3 exons. NCBI's taxonomy places the organism in Eukaryota, Metazoa, Chordata, Mammalia, Didelphimorphia, Didelphidae. The record is from RefSeq and is a predicted model, not a curated record.